AGCUGUGAAAUAUUCCAACAGUGUCCCCAGAUCUUCCUAAAAGCAGAUCAAGGAACAGAGAUCAAUGGUGUCUCACUUUAUACAUGAUCUGCUUUGAUGCGGGUCCUCAUCCUUUCCCUUCUCCCCGUCUCCUCCUUCAUCUGUCCUCAUCGCAGCCUUCAUCUGUGCGCGCCGCACAUUUUAUCCCAGCACCAAGCAAAAGCAGCAGCAGCAGCAGACACUUAUCCACACACAGAGAACAUUGUGCCGAGGACGCUCCAGUCAGAGACAUCUGAGAGAAAGAGAGAGAGAGAGAGAGAGAGGAAGGGAGAGAGAUUCUGCUUGGCACACAGCGCCCCUGUGGCAAUGAGACUUUGACUGACUGGCUGUCUGACGGAGGAUUCUGGAGGACAACGCAGCUCUUCUAAUCCUUUUCACACCCUUUUCUGUGUCUCGUAUGUCAUUUCGGAGACCUCUGAUGGUUUUCUAGCCUCUUUUCGCCGCUUCUUGCCACCUCAGCAUCGGACUCUGCUUUUUAUUCCGCACCUCUCUUCCUCCAUCUCCUUCUUGACUGGCCGAACCGGGGCUGAUUUCAGCUAACCUGGGCCGGGCCGAGGGGCUUUUCGGCGAGCCUUAUAGCUGAGAUUUGGCACACGAGAUGUGCGCUUUGGGACCCGGGACCUGGGCUCUCCCCUCGGUGUGGGGAACCCCUGGCUCGUGGCAGUGCUUCUGGUGGUGGCUCGUGGCGGUCGGGGUGACGGUGGGCUCAGGGGACCCGUGGAUGUCCGCGGAGGCAUGCCCCUCGCCUUGCUCCUGCAGCAGCACCAGGAUCUCCUGCGUGGACCCGGAGCCGGGGAUCAGCUCGUUCCCGGUCCUGCAGAGCGAGGCGGAGAUGGAGAACAUCACCGACAUUUACAUCGCAAACCAGAGCAGCUUCUCCUCCAUUAAUGACAAAGACCUACACCACUACAAAAACCUCAGGAACCUAACGGUGACCAACAGCAGGCUGACAUACGUAUCAAAGCUGGCAUUUCAGAGCAAUUUAAAGCUACAGUAUCUGAAUUUGAAAGACAACAACCUGUCAUCCCUCUCCUGGAGGAUAUUCAAACACCUCAACAUCUCAUAUCUAAUCCUGUCAGGAAACCCUUUGCAUUGCUCCUGUGAGAACAUGUGGAUCAAGCUCUGGUUAGGAGAGGAAGCAGACACUCAGGGGCUGCGCUGCAUUGAGGAUGGAGGAGCACGCAAGCCACUCUCAAGACUGACUUUACCUAACUGUGAGGUUCCAAUGGCCACUCUGAGCCCACCCAAAGUAACCGCAAUAGAAGGGGUUAAUGUGGAGCUCUUUUGUACGACCUCUGGCAUGCCCUCGCCUGAGUUGAUCUGGAACAUGGAACUGCUCACUAACUCCAUGAUCGAGACUUCUGGCCAGUUUUCAGUGCUGCGGCUCUCAAACCUGUCAUCAUUGGACCACAACAAAAAGAUCAGCUGCACGGCUGAAAAUAUUGUCGGAGGGAGGGAGUCCUCUUUGCUGCUGGAUAUACGCUUUCCACCUAAAAUCACAAAACUGAGUGAUGCUAUCCCAGACCAUCACUGGUGCAUCCCUUUCAGCGUUGCAGCAAACCCAGUACCAGAUUUCAAGUGGUAUCUGAACAAUGAAGAGGUGACAGAGGGGGAGUACAUUAUGACCAUGAUCUACGACAUCACAGAGAGAGAAUACCAUGGCUGCCUGCAGCUGGACAAUCCCACACACUUCAACAACGGGCUAUACUCCCUGGUGGUUAAAAAUGAAUAUGGCCGAGACAGAAAGGAGAUUAUUGCUCACUUUAUGCACAAGCCCUAUGAUGGUCCUUCUGAACCUUCCUACUAUGGUCCUGAGGCAGAUGUAACCUCAGAGACUCCUACUCUAGACCCACCUGAGGACAGAGUUGCUGUGUAUGUAGUGGUGGGGAUUGCUGCUGUAGCCUUUACUGGUUUCUUGCUGAUGCUGGUUAUCCUAAAGUUUGGAGGAAAUUCCAAGUUUGGUAUCAAAGGACCAUCUUCAGUGAUCAGCAAUGAUGACGACUCAGCUUCUCCUCUUCAUCACGUCUCAAAUGGCAGCAACACUCCCUCCUCUUCAGAAAUGGGACCUGAUGCAGUCAUCAUUGGCAUGACCAAGAUCCCAGUGAUAGAAAAUCCACAAUAUUUUAGGAGCACCAACAGCCUGCUGAAGACAGACACAUUUGUCCAGCACAUUAAGAGACACAACAUCGUUCUGAAGAGAGAACUGGGAGAAGGAGCCUUUGGAAAGGUUUUCCUGGCAGAGUGCUACAACCUUUCACCUGACCAGGAGAAGAUACUUGUCGCUGUCAAGACACUUAAAGAGGCCAGUGAAAAUGCCAGGAAGGAUUUCCACCGUGAAGCCGAGCUGCUGACCAACCUGCAGCAUGAGCACAUUGUCAAGUUUUAUGGCGUUUGUGUGGAGAGCGACCCUCUCAUCAUGGUGUUCGAGUACAUGAAACACGGAGACUUGAACAAGUUCCUCAGGGCUCACGGACCAGAUGCAGUUCUGAUGGCAGAAGGCCAGACCACAAGACCUGUGGAGCUGACCCAGUCUCAGAUGUUGCAUAUUGCCCAACAGAUAGCAUCUGGUAUGGUCUACCUGGCAUCACAGCACUUUGUGCACCGUGACUUGGCCACCAGGAACUGUCUGGUGGGUGAGAACCUGCUGGUAAAGAUUGGGGACUUUGGCAUGUCCAGAGAUGUCUACAGCACAGACUACUACAGGGUAGGUGUUGGAGGUCACACCAUGCUGCCAAUACGCUGGAUGCCCCCUGAAAGUAUCAUGUACAGGAAGUUCACCACAGAAAGUGAUGUUUGGAGUCUAGGAGUCGUUCUUUGGGAGAUUUUCACCUAUGGGAAACAGCCUUGGUACCAGCUCUCCAAUAAUGAGGUGAUAGAGUGUAUAACUCAAGGUCGGGUGUUGCAGCGUCCCAGGACCUGCCCCAAAGAAGUGUAUGACCUGAUGCUGGGCUGCUGGCAAAGAGAGCCACACAUGAGACUCAACAUUAAAGAAAUCCACGCUCUGCUCCUUAAUCUGGCCAAGGCCUCACCUGUUUACCUGGAUAUAUUGGGCUGAACAUGAAAAGGAUGAAACACAGUUUGGGACAUGUGUGCAAGCUGUGUGUGGGGAUAUAUUUAAAUGUGUAUGUGCAUUUAAAGUUUGCAUGCAUGUGUAUGUGAGCCAAACUGGGCAUAGUGACACUACUGACUAAAGUGUUUGAUGCUCAUGCAGGUGUGUGUGUGUGUGUGUAGGUGCGUGUGUGUGUGUGCAGAAGGUGUAACUGUACAGGAUGUGAAGCUCACUGUAAGGCAAUCAAAAAUAUUCCUUCAACUCCUUCCCAUUCAUCUCUUUCCUACCAGCCAAUUUCCUCACCUUUGUGCAAUCCGACUCAUUCCCACUUCAUCACCGAGGAGACUUUUAUGAACACUGAUUUAACUUUAAAGCUUCUCACUUCUUUUCAGAUGCUUUAAAUUUACUAAGGUUUAAAUGCUAAAAAAACAAAAACAAAAUAAAACUGAUGAAUGUGACUUGAAAUAAAUGGACUUAUCCCUUUGCUGCCUGUGAGACAACAGGAAAUGUUUGAACAUCUGGGAAGUUCAAGACGGAGGAUCAAGAGAAGGAGGAGGAAUUUCUGGAAGUUCCGACCGUUUUGCUUGUAAAUAUGAGACUGAUAUGAGACUGGGACACUUCCGAAGAAAGGGCACUUGAGAUGCCGAGCUGUAAAGACACUGUGUUAUCUUCUUUCACCCCUGUCUGUUUGUCUUUUUUUCCGCCUUCUCUCUAACAUGAGGAUUACCGUCAGCAUUCAACCAGCAGGACUACACACGCAAUGAUCAAGACAUCCGUAUGCAUGUGGGAAAUUGAGCGUGACUCAACGAUGGCCAGAAAGGCAAGGAAAGGUAAACACAAUCUGCUUCCCUGCCUGUCAGAUGAAAUUAGUAGGUGCAUCAAGGAGAUCAUUUCUGGUUGGCCGAUUUCACUGAUGCACAAAACAAUUGGUGACAACACAGCUGCAGCUGACUAAUAUGGUGACAAAAUAUUUCAAACAUUAUGCUGAGGUGCUCACAUGGGCUUGCAUUUUACAACUGUUCUCUGUUGUGUUUUACUUUUUCUCAGGCCUGAGAUUCAAUGAAAUACAGAGCAGGGUAAUAUGAUGACUACUCCACCCCAAACCUUCUAAGCAACAGAUGCUCCACUUGUGAUGUCAAACGCUUGUGUCAGAGGUCAAUUGAUUAAUUUGUCUGCAGCUGUCCGACAAUUGCAAAAUCAGAGUGUUGGGGGAAGUUGGGUGGUGGGUUAGGGAACAUAAAGGCUGCUGAGGGAAUUUGGGUUUUGAAUGGUCAGACCAUGGUCAAAUGUGUGGCUGGCUGACUGUAGAAGGUGUGGUUCAUUUGGUCAACCCCUAUUAAAUCUUCAAAGUUCUCAGCACUCAGGCAUUCUUGAAAACCACAUCUGCAUAAGAGGGGAUAUGCACAAGAACACACCCACACCCAUCUAUCCUGUACCUUAUCCCAUCAUCCCUCCAUCCCCAUACACCCACUCCCACUCACUGAAAGACACUCAAAAUGGACCGAGAAGGAAAUUGAAUUGUACAUGUUUUAUUAUUUGAGCGGUGCAGUGCUUUAGCCAGGCCCCAUCCCCUGUAAUGGUGUAAUGUAUAUUUCAUUACAGCUAAUGGGCUCCAUUAGCACAGUCUCCUCACAGACAUUCAAGACUUAUUGUUUUAUAGCCCAGAAGAAGGGAUGGAGGGAUGGAAAGGUGAAGGAGAAGAAAACAGUUAGGCUCGCUGGAUUUAGGAGCGGCGACGAGGAGGGAUGCGGGCAGAUGUAUUAAUCCGUACUGGAAAGCAAUUGAGAGGAGUACAGAGAGGGAAGCAAGAAAGUAAAAAAAAAGGGACCAGAGACAGAAAAUUCAGAAGGAGAGGGAGAGGUGAGAAUCUCCUCUGGGAGAAAGUGUGAACAUCCAUCAUUAUAUUAUGUUCUUAAGCCACAACUUCAACUUUUUGCUCCAUUCACAGUCUUACAGCUGCCUUUAACCACAGACAAUACACACAACCAACACGCUUAAAUGCAGACCAGGGUUUCUGCAGGGUCUUAGAAGGUAAACAUUUUAUUUAUUUUAUUUUAGGCCCUAAAAAGUAUUUAAUGCAGCCAGGAUUUCCAAAAUCAGGUUCUAAAUUACACUUAGUUUUGUCCUGAAAGUGAACAUUUAUUCAUUCAUUACUUCUUCAACUUUAAUCAACUUUUUUUUCCUCUUAAGAAAUGUAGCAUUCUUUUUGCUACAUGAUUUGUAGAGCAGGCUGAGGAAUUUUGGUGUUAUUACGCUGUUAUAAAAUGUCAAAACCUAUAAUGCAGGGAAGCAACAAGCCCUGGAGGAAGGAAUUCAUCCUCAGAAAUUCAGCUUUCCUCAAAAACCUGUACAAAUAUUCUGUUCUUGAAGUUUGUCCACAGGCUUAAAAUUUUAUAUUUAGGUAACCAACAGGAAGGCAAUUUCUUUUUCAUAGCACCAUUUUUAAACAAGUAAAUUAAAAGUGCUUUGAUGCAAAAUAAAGGAGCAGACGUAAAGAAUAUACCAUUAAAAACAAGAUAUAUAUAUCAAAACUGUCAUACAUUAGCCAUACCCAUGAGCGGGUCUUAGUGGGUCUAGUUAAUACUUGAGUAGCAACUCAGAAAGUAUCUAAGCCCAAGAUCAUCCCAGGCCUUACAGACCACAAACAAGAUUCUAAAAUCUAUCAUUUUACAAACAUGCAGCCAGUGCGGUGAUUUGUGAACUUGUGUGAUUUGACCCAUUUUCCUUCUGUUGGUCAGGACUCUGACAGCAGCAUUUUAAUGAGCUGUCGCUGACUGUCCGAUUUUCACUGAGACCAAUAGAGACAACAUUACAAUAAUCCAAUUUGUAAAAAUUUAGAGCCAACUCAUUAACGACCCAUAGGCUUCUUGGAUGGUCUGUGGUCUGUAGCCUGCAGUCCAGUUAAAUGCUGAUUUCUAAACUUUUAUUUUCAGAACCUAAAAACAACAACUUUGUUCUUUCUUGCAUUAAUAUAGAUCAAAUUCUGACUAAUUAAUUAAUUUAUAUUACAGACACUCUGAUUUUGUGGCCAUAAUGAACUGUGAUCAUAUGCGAGACAGAAAUAUAGAGCUGUGUGUCAUCAGCAUACAUAUAGUAAAAUAUGUUGUAGUACUCUAUAAUCUGAGCUAGGGAGAGCAUAUAGUCAUGAGAAUGGAACCUUGAUGAACUCCACAGGUGUUCGCUCAGAUUUAUAAUUACCAAAUGGCACAAAGCAGUCCCAGUCUGGUUAAUAACAUCUGAACCAAUCUAGGACGUGCCAGACACACCCACCCACCUUUCCAGUCAGUCAAUCAGGAUGUUUUUAUCAACUUUGUCGAGAUCCAGUAAAAGCAUAACACCCAUUUUAGAUUCAAUGCUUUUUAAGAUGUAUGUCAUUUAAAACCUUCACCAGUGUGGUCUCAAUGCUGAUGUGUAGUCAAAAACUUGACUGGAAAGAAUUUAAGAGAUUGUUUUUGUUUUAUCAACAAGGAAUACAUUUGUUGAUGUUUGGCUAGAAAUAGGAUUGUAAUAAUUUUUUUAUUAAGGCCAGGGUUCAUUAAAUUUGGUUUUGUUUCUGCAAUUCUGAAAAUAUCAGUUAUGUAGGUUAUAAUAUACAUUAGGAAGGUAUUGAAGUGUUGUAGCAAGUGCAAAUGCACUGGAGUGACCUGCUAAAAUUUUAAAAUCGCAAAUUAAGUCAACAAAGAUUUGACUUGCUUAUACACUAAUAUAUGUUACAUACAGGUUAAGUUGUUUUUUUAUGUAAUACAAUUUUAAAUCAUACUGGACUUGAGAAAGCAUAUAAAGGUCCUGACCUAAGAUUACCUAUACUUGCAGAAACCCAAGUGGCACUCACCUCAUACAUAUCUGAUGACUAACUCUGAAAAUCAUUGUAACAGUGUACCACACCUCCCUGUCAUAAUUGGGAACCACUUCAAUCCAGAGCUGUGCUCUGGCUUACAUAUAAACUGUAAAUACAGCUCACAUGCAUGCAAGAAAACACAUUUAAUGUUUGCUUUAGCAUUUUACUGGUGCAUAUUUUACUCUUUACGGACAUUAAAAAGUCAUUACCACUGCGGUCUAACUUACAGCCAUUUUAAGUUUAAUACAGAGCAUUAAUUUGAAUUAAUGGGUCUUUUAUUUGUUAUUUAACGGCAGCACUUGAUGGUAUUGAUGUUUGUGGAUUGGAUUUAUUGUUAUCUUAUGUAUAAACUUGUAAGCCUUUUUGUACAUUUCUUUCUAUCUUUAGAGUUGUCUUUUUUGCAACGACAAACAGAAUUUGAAUUGAAUGAUUAUGUUUUCACAAAUGUGUAAAAUAGUCUUGAAUGUUGGGUAUUUUUAUGUCCUGGUCCUUCUUAAUAACAACCAAGCCUGUCCUCAUGGACACUGUUCACUGCAGCAGGGAUGAGUAUCUCACCGCUCGGUCACAUAUGUCGAUUGAGUUUGACAUUUUGCCCAAAUUAUUCUCACCAGAGUAACUAAGAGGGUUAAUGGCUGCAGCAUUGACAGCGCAUGAUAACAGGGUUGAAAAAAAUCUGUCCCUGCUGAAGCACACCAACCACACCCAAAAUACCCUUCACAAAAUAUGACCCACAAUAUCUCUGUGCACUAACAGAGGGCAGGGUGUGUAAGCUGGAAAAAACUGUGAAAAAUAAAUGCAGUGCGUACGGACAGCUCUGAUGUCAAAAGAGUAGCGUACACUGAAGCAGCUCCUCAGCUGCCAGCACUGUUUCUGCACUUACCUGCUAUGUUUGUUUCUUUUUUUUAAAACAAAAAUAACAAAGAACUGAACAAAGUUUGACAGGGGUGAUGUUUUGACAGCGAGCGACGGAGAAGCUUGGUCUGCACAGAUCGGCAGUCUUUGCAUCAAUGCCUAUGAUCAGAAAAAAUAAAAAAGGAAAAACAACAUCUGCUGUGCGACUGGAAACCUCAGACAUGAGGGACUGACAAUCACAGACUUCUCUACUUUCUCUCUAUUAUUCAAGUGACCUACUGUAUGAUAGAUUAUUCAACCAAUUUUUCCUCUUCUAUGCUGCCUAUACUCUAUGUGAUAGUCUUCAACUCAAGUCUUAGAAGUGCUACUUUUUUCCUUUCCUUUCUUUUUUUGUAAAAUAACAGCAAGUGGAAUGAACAAGGAUUCAUGUAAAAUGUGAAUAAGCUGCUGGAAGAAAUAAGCAUUGUUAACUGCUGGGACCCAGUCUGUGUCGGUAUUUAGACUGAUCUGUUUUAUUCUUUCACGUUUGAAGCAGAGGGGCCGCUAGUGUGUUAGGUGGCACUCAGUGAAGAGAAAAAAUGAUAUUUAGUGGCCCCGAGGUUGCUGAACAACUUUUGAUCAUUCAUUUCUGGUGUGUGUGUGUUUGUGUGUGUGUGUGUGCAAAGGUUGCACUGAUUUGCAGCAGUCAAACUAAAUCCAAGCUCAAACGUAAGACUCGACAUAUAAAGCAGAGAUACAUUUAUUGUUGCUGUAUGCCAAUUUUAGGAUAAAAAGCUUAAUCGUCUUGUGAGAAUGUGGCUGGUUUUAUGGCAGCUAUGAUUAUUAAAAUAAUUCACUUUGUUUAUAAAAACCCAUAUCAGCAUUCUUUUUGUCUCAAUUUAUCAAAGUCUGGGUUUCACACUUGCAUAUCAGCAAAACCUCCAGAAAUCUUCCCUGCCCCGUUGCUUCACUUCAAUUUUUUUGGCCAGACUCUGUGGCUCUAGGGUGUAUUUCAAAUACAGUAUAUGCACGUCACUACUUUAGAAAUGUUAUGAUCCGUAUCACAUUUAAAAAUACCCCCCCUCCCCCCCUCCCCCACAACCGUAACAUCAGACUGAUUUAAUCGAGCUGAAAUAUCGUAAAGGUCAUCUCUGAGAUUACUUUUGUGCUUGGAUGCUCUGGAGCACCUAGAAGAAUGUAAUGCAUAAAAAUUGCUUUUUUGGAAAGAAAAGAGAAAAUCUAAACUGUGCUUUAAAAAAUGUCUCUUUUUCAAUUUUUUGUUCUGUGGUUUUGCUGCAUCCAAAAUGACAUGAUAAGGGGUCAAUUCUGGAUGUUUUGCGAGUUUUGGAUUUACUGGGCACAAGAUGAAGUUAAAAUGCUUUUUAAAUGCAUAAAAAUAAAAUGAAUUUGAGUGUUUUGCUUCGGCCAAAGCACUCAAAUGUGGCUCAUGGGUCAUGUUUCACAAGGGACACAGAAAAAGUUUCAAUAUUACCCAUUUUUGCCAUGUUGGUGCCCACACACACAAACACACACCAGAUAGAAGCUGGACAGCAGUGUAGCUGCGUGAUGGAAAUAGUAGAAUAUGAUUUAGUCUUGAUGGUGAUGACGAUGAUGAUGAUCAUGUGACUUCUUUCUGAAGGUGGACCAGUUUUGUGAUACAAUGUAAUUAAUAAAAGGUGUUAUGUCACAUCAAAGAGCCUGCAUAUAAAUGUAUAUUUAGGGUGUGUGUGUGUGUGUGUGUGUUCUAUCCUUUGUUACAAUGUAAGGAUCGUUUUUCAACAUAUAUACAACGAUGUGAGGACACACUUCUCCGUAUGUGGCCCAAGGCCUGGGCCCUAUAAGAAGUAGUGCUGCGUUUUGGACUAAGGGUUAGGUUUAGGACUAAGGUGUGAAUUGAGUUUAGGUUAGAUUUAAGGUUAGGUAUGUACUGGUAAUGGUUAGCUUUAGGUUUGGGUUGGUUAUUGGUUAGGGUUAUGCCAUAGAAAUGAAAACAAAAUGAAUAGAAGUCAAUGCAAAGUCCUUGUAAAGAUAGAAAGAUAUAAUACGUAGCAGUGUGUGUGUGUGUGUGUGUGUGUGUGUGUGUGUGUGUUAAACUCAUUUUAAAGGGGAAAAAAAAACCCACAAGAAAUACAAACUUUAAUAAAGAACACUUCAAAUAAAUAACUAAAAUAUUCAAAUUAGUUUGACAUUCAUGGCUAUGAGUGCUUGUAAACUUUUACUGAAACUUUGAGAAGUUUAGAGUUAACAUAAAAAUGAGCACCGUGUUAGACAGAAAAAAAGAGUCAAAGCUGCAUCUUACCUCUAUUAAUCCCAACAUAAAUCCAGUGUCUAAAAUAACUAGCUUGAUUUGUAAAUGAGGAUCAGGCUGAGAGUGUGCAGGGAAUUGUACAAGCAAACUGAACAAGAGGUUUUGUCUAAACCCCAGGUGCAAUUAAGCAACGGCUGAAUGAAUAUGCUCUUUUUACACAGAGCCCUGCAAUUAAUUUUGUAAUUUAAAAAAAUUACUUGAUAGAAAAUGAGAAAUGCCUAAUAUAUUUUCACAUUGGUGUCAGGAUGUGAGUUGGGAGGAUGAAGCUGAUUGCAAAAACAUGAAACACGGCAAACAGUGAGCAUGUAAGAAGAAGUGUUCUUAGUGCAGAGUGGGAAAUCCAUACCUUCAGGUCUUCAGUCACAUAAAUAACAUCUUUGAUCAAUGGUCACACACACAAACAUGUGUGAAGGUAAAAGAAAGGCUGCACGGACAUCUACGAACAGAAGAACUGAAGACAGGUUUAUAAAACACCAGGGCAUUUUUAUUUUGCCACAAUGUUAAAUUCUGCUUAAUGUUUUUGUUACAAUACUUUUUCUUUUUCAGGCUUGGGGCAAUACUAUUACAGUGUUCAUCUCAAUUAAAAGUAGAUUUCUAUCAGUAGUUAUGGUCUAAAAUUACUUUUCUAAGGUGAAGAAAGAUGGUUCUACAUGAGAGUUUAAGAACUGCCCCUCAAUAAUUUUAACCGAUUUGAAUUUUUUUAUCUUAAAUUCUAAAUUUUAUGUUCACUCUAUUUUGUACCUGCACCUGUAGCUUCUUUUUUUAGGGUAUCCUGUUUAUUGUGGUAAACACAUCUUUAGCUCAUGAACACUUUUUAAUGAGAAAACCCUAUUCACAUCUAUUCCUGCUUUAUUAUUCAACAGCUCUGUUUGAAUGAAAAUGUUAAUAUAUUCUUAUCGCUAACAUUUGCGCCCAUUUGUCUACACUUAUUGCAUGAACAAUUAAGCAAACUGGGUUUUUCAAUGUCAUUGUGUCAGUUUAACAAACCGGUACUAAAGUUGUGGAGCUAAAAAUACAACAGUUAAAAAAAUUGUUUAGAUCUAAUGAUUUUCUGAAUUGGGAAUGUAUGUCAACUUGACUUUGGAGGUAACUCAGCCCUUGCCGUGGUUGGAAUAAAAUGUUUUAGAGA
Messenger RNA from Girardinichthys multiradiatus, 11194 nucleotides. RefSeq names its product neurotrophic tyrosine kinase, receptor, type 2a (gene ntrk2a). The record is from RefSeq and is a predicted model, not a curated record. NCBI's taxonomy places the organism in Eukaryota, Metazoa, Chordata, Actinopteri, Cyprinodontiformes, Goodeidae. Gene Ontology annotation, biological process: protein phosphorylation; positive regulation of kinase activity; trans-synaptic signaling by neuropeptide, modulating synaptic transmission. The transcript is spliced from 21 exons. Gene Ontology annotation, cellular component: signaling receptor complex; axon; plasma membrane. The coding region runs from base 638 to 3094 and encodes 818 amino acids. Gene Ontology annotation, molecular function: brain-derived neurotrophic factor binding; brain-derived neurotrophic factor receptor activity; ATP binding.